UGUAGAAGUGCUACAACAGAUGAAUAUAAACAAGCCAAACACUAUGACCUUCAACAUUAUAUCGACGUUCCUUUGAUCGAUCAAAACAGAGUGAAAGUCAACAUGGGAUUUAAAGGUGUUGACUAUUACCACGCUAACUUUAUCAAGGGUGGAAUUUACCCUCUCAUUUGUGGUCAGGGGCCGAUUAAUAAAUCAGUUCAUCAAUUCUGGGCGCUGAUUAUUGAGCAAAAUUGUGGAGUGGUUGUUCAACUAUGCAAGGACAAUGAGGGAGGUGAAAUAAAAUGUGGUAAUUAUCUAAAAUCUGGAACUACGAAGUAUGGAGAAAAAAUUUCGAUUAGAAUUAAAGAACAAACAGUUUAUUUACCCGACAAUAAGGAUGUUCGAAAAACGGUUGUCGAAGCUGUAUACAAAAACAAAAAGUUCAUUGAAGUGAGUAAUAGAAAUUCUUAG
Messenger RNA from Meloidogyne enterolobii, 450 nucleotides. The record is from the annotation of a GenBank genome assembly. Lineage: Eukaryota; Metazoa; Nematoda; Chromadorea; Rhabditida; Meloidogynidae.